AAUCAGUUAUCCAUCAUUGGAAAUCCCAUAUUUGGAGGAACUUCGUACGUAUCCGACAAUUUCUAUUUGAACGGGAACAAUAUGUACGGUAUAAGUUACGACGCAUUUGAGAACUGUGGCAUGAAAGAUAUUUAUCUCGGAAACAACGCUUUCACAUUGUUCCCACAAGUGAUUCAAACGAAGCUUUUCGAGAUAAUAGAUUUGACAGAUAACGAUAUAACAGAGAUUCCGACAGGCUAUCUUGCUGGACAAACUUUUCUUGGAGAACUAUAUUUGGCUAAUAAUCAACUAGAAUACCUAGAAGAUGGUGUGUUUGGUGAUUUGGUGGCAAUGCGUAUUCUGUCAAUUACUAGCAACAGCUUGAACACACUACCUGAAGGACUUUUUGUAAACAUGACAAAUCUGGAGGAGUUGUAUUUGUCAAAUAACUUGAUGACACACUUACAUUCUCUUGGUGAUAAACAAAACCUCCAAAAAGUCAAUGUUGGUAGCAACAAUAUUGGGACGUUGGCUAAUUCAGCCUUUAGUGGUCUAACUAGUCUUGCAGAAUUGAACUUGGGAAACAAUCCAUUAGAAUGUUCGUGCCAGAUGGUAUCAGCACUAGAACCAAUUGCUUCAGCUGUGACUUCAGGAACAUGUAGUCAUAACGACCUAGCUAGUGGUGCCACGUUCGCCGCUGGUUCAUCAGAUUCACCGAGCUACUUUCUCUCAAUUAAUAACACUUUCUUCCAAUGUA
Ruditapes philippinarum (Manila clam) is the source of this 736-nucleotide messenger RNA. Its product is annotated as carboxypeptidase N subunit 2-like. The record is from RefSeq and is a predicted model, not a curated record. Lineage: Eukaryota; Metazoa; Mollusca; Bivalvia; Venerida; Veneridae. Gene Ontology annotation, cellular component: plasma membrane. The annotation marks the transcript as partial. The transcript has 4 exons. Gene Ontology annotation, molecular function: protein binding.